This is a messenger RNA of Astrephomene gubernaculifera, 1303 nucleotides long. Lineage: Eukaryota; Viridiplantae; Chlorophyta; Chlorophyceae; Chlamydomonadales; Astrephomenaceae. The record is from the annotation of a GenBank genome assembly.
CCAGCGCCUAAACGUUAAUUGUCAUCUUUUUUUCUGUACUUUAGCUUUGUUGCCAUACAAAGGGCUAUAGUCCCGGUCGUCUAGGGCCUGCUUCAUGUUAUUUACGUUGAUGAUAGCAAUAGGCUAGCGCCGCAUGUCCAUAUAACAGCUGUUUCUUAAAUCCAUAGCUUACAAAGCAAAGCUAGGCUUUGCUCGGGACUUGUCCAUGACUUGUGCCAACAGUCCCUCAGCGGCACUGGCAUUCGCUAGGUCCUAAGCGCUUCGCGCAUGGAGUCGCUGACAGCAGACGCUGCAGACGGGCAGCAAGGCCUCGCCUCGGGGUUGCCGCUUGGCCUCCUCUCACUUCCUCCUGAAGCCAACGCCGCAGCUCCCUUCUCUCCUCUUUCCCUCAGCGGCCUCCCAAUGGACCCCUCUGCCGCCCUCCUACUCUCCGGAGUGACAGCGCCCCGCCCUGCCGGCCAGCCCCACUCCCAGUCGCAGCCCCAGCCCAACCUCCUCAGCAAUCCAGCAGCCCUCGCGGCGGCACUAGUGGCCCGACAAGGGGCCCCGCAGCCGCCCGGUCCCGGCCCUGGAUCCGGCUCCGUCGGCGUGAAGGCGGAACCAGCCCCAGCCGCUGCUGCCCCCGCCUCCCCUGCCGACCCCGCCUCCUCCGAGUCCGCGGCCGCUGCGCUGUCCGCCCGCAUGGCCGCCGUGGGGGCCGCCAUCAUCUUUGAGAAGGCGCUGACCGCCAGUGACGUCAGCGGCGGGGGCCGGGUGGUGGUGCCCAAGUCUAUCGCGGAGCAGUACUUCCCCCGGCUGGAGCAGCCCAGCGGGGUCACCAUCUCCGCAUCCGACCUGGACGGCAGGGGCUACACAUUCAAGUGGAGGUUCUGGGUGAACAACAGCAGCCGCAUGUACCUGCUGGAGGGGGCGGGCGAGCUGCACAGGAACUACGGACUGGAGGUGGGCGAUGUGAUGGUGUUCGCUCAGAAGCCGGAUGGCUCGCUGGUGGUGGCGGGCAGGAGCGGCAACAAGUCCUGCCUGCUCACCCCGGCGCUGCCACUUCCCUAGCCGUCGCCCUAACCGUCGAAGAGCACGUACCGCUUGCGGUACACCUUACCUCCCCCCCAACCCCACCACCCCACCAGUCCGACCUGGUCAAGAAGCCGCCCGCCAAGCGCCCCACCGCAGCGGCAGCAGCCGGCAGCAUGGGGGCAGGUGCAGGGGCGGCGGGCGGGGCGGGGUCGCGGGCGAGCAGGGAGCCGCGCACCAGCCGGCCACCCGCCAGGUCCCAGCCGCCGCCGCCGCCGCUGCCAACAGCAGG